Molecule: messenger RNA, 516 nt
Organism: Leptosia nina
Lineage: Eukaryota; Metazoa; Arthropoda; Insecta; Lepidoptera; Pieridae
Source: the annotation of a GenBank genome assembly
AUGUUAAUCGGGGGACUGAAUGAAAUCGAACAUUUUGAUUUUUGGAAGGUUUACCAAGACAAAGGGAAUAGGGCUAAAAAGAAAACCGAUACGGGGAACAUAGAAGGAAUUGAAGAGUUCUUUCACUCUCCAUUCACAAUUCACGUAGUAAGGAACCAGAUCAGGAUGGAAGCGAUGGAUAUACAGGCUGUUGAGUCAAAGCUCAGUGACGUCACCGUUACAGCGAUACCUAUGAACGGAAAGAGCUCCCACAAGGAUUUAGGACAUAGUGGCAACAGUCACGCAACUAUAUCCACCGUUCCUGCCUCGUCCCCAUCUUCGAUUGGUAAAGAUAAAGACAACGGUAUGUCGAAAUACGCUCAAUUACUAGCUGUUAUUGAAGAAAUGGGAAAGGAAGUAAGACCGAGUUACUCAGGUAGUCGCAGCUCUGCUGAGAGAUUAAAGAGGGGGAUCGUUCAUGCUAGAAUCCUGGUCAGAGAGUGUCUUAUUGAGACUGAAAGGUCAGCACGGCAGUAG